AUGUCAGGCCAAGGGAAGCCGGGGCAAGCCAAGUCAAGUCAAGUCAAGGGAAGCCAAGGGAAGCCAAGGGAAGCCAAGGGGAAGCCAAGGGAGGCCAUGUCAGGCCAAGGGAAGCCGGGGCAAGCCAAGGGAAGCCAAGGGAAGCCAAGUCAAGUCAAGGGAAGCCAAGGGAAGCCAAGGGAAGCCAUGUCAGACCAAGGGAAGCCGGGGCAAGCCAAGGGAAGCCAAGGGAAGCCAAGUCUAGUCAAGUCAAGGGAAGCCAAGGGAAGCCAAGGGAAGCCAAGGGGAAGCCAAGGGAAGCCAGGGGAAGCCAAGUUAUGGCAAGGAGAGUAUGUUCAAGCCAAAAAUGAAGGUUUCUUUGGAGAUACUUUAAAUGAAGAAAAUACAAAUAGGAAACGUCAACAGGUGACUCAGCAUAACACCACUGCCACAGGCUAA
Molecule: messenger RNA, 438 nt
Organism: Haliotis rufescens (red abalone)
Lineage: Eukaryota; Metazoa; Mollusca; Gastropoda; Lepetellida; Haliotidae
Product: ribosome-binding protein 1-like
Exons: 1
Coding region: 1-438 (145 amino acids)
Source: RefSeq, a predicted model, not a curated record